This is a messenger RNA of Anopheles cruzii, 421 nucleotides long. It is a transcript of the gene Spase12, whose product is annotated as signal peptidase complex subunit 1. The transcript is spliced from 3 exons. Gene Ontology annotation, cellular component: endoplasmic reticulum membrane; signal peptidase complex. Gene Ontology annotation, biological process: protein targeting to ER. The coding region runs from base 58 to 348 and encodes 96 amino acids. The record is from RefSeq and is a predicted model, not a curated record. NCBI's taxonomy places the organism in Eukaryota, Metazoa, Arthropoda, Insecta, Diptera, Culicidae.
UGUUUUGUUGUUGUACACUUGGCACUCGGCACAGGAUCUGUCCCGGAAAAUUGCAAAAUGCUUAACAUUGCGACUCAUAUGGACUUUGAGGGCCAAGGAAGGGCCGAAAAGCUUUCCCGUAUCAUCAUCACCUUGUUCGGUGCGGUCGGGCUGCUAUGGGGCUACAUCAUUCAACAGUUUUCGCAAACCGUUUACAUUUUAAUCGCUGGCGUUGUACUGGCUUCUCUCCUCACCAUUCCACCGUGGCCAAUUUAUCGUAAGAAACCGCUUAACUGGCAAAAACCUCGACCAGAUACCCAAACAACACAGAGUUCGUCCGAUGAUACGAAGAAGAAAAAGAAAAAUUAAUCAUUGUGUAGCUUUUUGCUGUGUCUAUGCGAUACGCGUUUACAAUAAAACUUAUAACGAUCAGUUUCUCGAU